This is a messenger RNA of Rhinolophus ferrumequinum (greater horseshoe bat), 10618 nucleotides long. It is a transcript of the gene APC2, whose product is annotated as APC regulator of WNT signaling pathway 2. Gene Ontology annotation, molecular function: microtubule binding; beta-catenin binding; gamma-catenin binding. Gene Ontology annotation, cellular component: cytoplasmic microtubule; catenin complex; beta-catenin destruction complex. NCBI's taxonomy places the organism in Eukaryota, Metazoa, Chordata, Mammalia, Chiroptera, Rhinolophidae. Bases 658 to 7521 code for a protein of 2287 amino acids. The transcript is spliced from 15 exons. Gene Ontology annotation, biological process: negative regulation of microtubule depolymerization; negative regulation of canonical Wnt signaling pathway; cell migration. The record is from RefSeq and is a predicted model, not a curated record.
UUAGGUGUGUUGUCGCCCUAUCAGUCCCCUCCAUACCCAGCACCAGCUCAAAGCCCGGCAAACAGCAGGGGCGCAGCCAACGUUUGCUAAAUGACUAAUGAACUGAGCGCGCAGCCCAGGCCUGGGCGGGUUAGGAAGAGGUGCCCGGGCUUCUGCAGGACACUGUCCAAACUGGCAGCUGACUGCUGCCGCAGGGCGGCACCUCCUUCCGUCUUCCGAGAUCUCCAUUCCCCGAGGGACCCCUCCUCCCGGAGAUCCCACUUGCUCACCUCGGACCCUUCACCAGCACCCGUGGAAGCCCCUCCCUGCUCUUCCUCCGCACCCACGGGAGCCUUCCCACUUCUCUAGGUUCUUCAACCCCGUCGGACUCCUGAACCUCUUCCUCUGCUUACACGCCCCCCACAUCCCCCUCUGGAUCUCCUUGCGCCACCCCUCCCGGGUCAUCAGUCCCAUGAGACUCCCUCCUUCAGCCCCUGCGCGGUCCCCCAGGUUCUCUCAUUCACCCCCUUCCGGAAGGAGUCUCGACUCUGGCCUGCUGAGUGACCCUCCCCGCCACCCUCCGCGCAGGCGCAGGGUGUCCCGGGAGCCCCCACCUCCGCCUCCCCACCCCCACGGCCGAAGGCUGGGCGCAGGCUGGUCCUAGGCGGCCGCGGCUCCAUGGGGCUCCUGGGGCUGCUGAGCCUGCUGCACUCAGCCUUUUUCGGGGACCAGACGCUGCAGGAGCUGAAGAUGACGAGCUCUGUGGCACCUUAUGAGCAGCUGGUGCGGCAGGUGGAGGCCUUGAAGGCUGAGAACAGUCACCUGAGGCAGGAACUUCGCGACAACUCAAGUCACCUGUCCAAGCUGGAGACAGAGACAUCCGGCAUGAAGGAGGUCCUGAAGCACUUACAGGGAAAGCUGGAACAGGAGGCCCGAGUGCUGGUGUCCUCGGGGAAGACUGAGGUGCUGGAGCAGCUGAAAGCCCUGCAGAUGGACAUCACCAGCCUGUAUAACCUGAAGUUCCAGCCCCCGGCCCUGGGCCCUGAACCCUCUGCGCGGACCCCUGAGGGAAGCCCAGUACAUGGCUCCGGGCCCUCCAAGGACAGCUUUGGGGAGUUGAGCCGGGCCACCAUCCGGCUGCUGGAGGAACUGGACAGGGAACGGUGUUUCCUGUUGAAUGAGAUUGAGAAAGAGGAAAAGGAGAAGCUCUGGUACUACUCGCAGCUGCAGGGCCUGUCCAAGCGCCUGGACGAGCUCCCACACGUGGAGACACAGUUCUCCAUGCAGAUGGACCUAAUCCGGCAGCAGCUGGAGUUCGAGGCCCAGCACAUUCGUUCGCUGAUGGAGGAGCGCUUCGGGACCUCGGACGAGAUGGUGCAGCGGGCGCAGAUCCGCGCUUCACGCCUGGAGCAGAUAGACAAGGAACUACUGUCAGCGCAGGACCGGGUGCAGCAGACAGAGCCCCAGGCCCUGCUGUCAGUGAAGUCGGUGCCUGUGGAUGAGGACCCCGACACUGAGGUCCCCACACACCCUGAGGAUGGUGCCCCUCAGCUGGGCAACAGCAAGGUGGAGGUAGUCUUCUGGCUGCUGUCCAUGCUGGCGACGCGUGACCAGGAGGACACGGCCCGCACGCUUCUCGCUAUGUCCAGCUCUCCCGAGAGCUGUGUGGCCAUGCGCCGCUCAGGCUGCCUGCCGCUGCUGCUGCAGAUCCUGCACGGCACAGAGGCUGGGGCUGGGGGUCGCAACGGGACCCCUGGGGCGCCAGGAGCCAAGGACGCACGCAUGCGCGCCAAUGCGGCACUGCACAACAUCGUCUUCUCCCAGCCAGACCAGGGCCUGGCGCGCAAGGAGAUGCGUGUCCUGCAUGUGCUGGAGCAGAUCCGCGCCUACUGCGAGACCUCCUGGGAUUGGCUACAGGCCCGGGAUGGCGGGCCGGAGGGAGGUGGCGCUGGUGGCGCCCCGGUCCCCAUCGAGCCACAGAUCUGCCAGGCUACCUGUGCAGUGAUGAAGCUGUCUUUUGAUGAGGAAUACCGCCGUGCUAUGAAUGAGCUGGGUGGGCUGCAGGCCGUGGCAGAGUUACUGCAGGUCGACUACGAGAUGCACAAGAUGACCCGGGACCCACUCAACCUUGCACUGCGCAGAUAUGCUGGCAUGACCCUCACCAAUCUCACCUUUGGGGAUGUCGCUAACAAGGCCACACUGUGUGCCCAGCGGGGCUGCAUGGAGGCCAUUGUGGCCCAGCUGGCUUCCGAGAGCGAGGAGCUACACCAGGUGGUAUCCAGUAUCCUGCGCAACCUGUCCUGGCGGGCUGACAUCAACAGCAAGAAGGUGCUGAGAGAGGUUGGCAGCAUGACCGCCCUGAUGAAGUGCGUCCUACGAGCCUCCAAGGAGUCCACCCUGAAGAGCGUGCUCAGUGCCCUGUGGAACCUCUCAGCACACAGCACAGAGAACAAGGCGGCCAUCUGCCAGGUGGAUGGCGCCCUGGGCUUCCUGGUGAGCACGCUGACCUACAAGUGCCAGAGCAAUUCGCUGGCCAUCAUCGAGAGCGGUGGCGGCAUUCUGCGCAAUGUGUCCAGCCUCAUUGCCACCCGCGAGGACUACAGGCAGGUGCUGCGGGACCACAACUGUCUGCAGACGCUGCUGCAGCACCUGACGUCGCACAGUCUGACCAUUGUGAGCAACGCCUGUGGCACGCUCUGGAACCUGUCCGCCCGCAGCCCACGGGACCAGGAGCUGCUGUGGGACCUGGGCGCUGUGGCCAUGCUGCGCAACCUGGUGCACUCCAAGCACAAGAUGAUCGCCAUGGGCAGUGCUGCUGCCCUGCGCAACCUGCUGGCCCACCGGCCUGCCAAGUAUCAGGCAACAGCCACCGCCGUCUCCCCUGGCGCCUGUGCACCCAGCCUGUAUGUGCGCAAGCAGCGGGCGCUGGAGGCCGAGCUGGACGCACGGCACCUAGCCCAGGCACUCGACCAACUGGAGAAGCAGGGCCUAGCCGAGGCCGAGGCCGAGGCCACCUCCAAGAAGCCACUGCCGCCCCUGCGGCACCUGGACGGGCUGGCCCAGGACUAUGCCUCAGACUCAGGCUGCUUCGAUGACGACGAUGCGCCCUCCCUGGCUGCCGUGGCCGCCACCGUCGAGCCUGCCAGCCCUGCUGUGCUGUCCCUCUUCCUGGGCAGCCCUUUCCUGCAGGGGCAGGCGCUGGCCCGUGCCCCACCCACCCGCCGAGGUGGCCUGGAGGUAGAAAAGGAGGCCAGCGGGGAGACAGCUGUGGCAGCCAGGGCCAAGGCCAAGCUGGCACUGGCAGUGGCGCGGAUCGACCAGCUGGUGGAGGACAUCUCGGCCCUGCACACCUCAUCCGAUGACAGCUUCAGCCUCAGCUCUGGGGACCCCGGGCAGGAGGCACCAAGGGAGGGCCGCGCCCAGUCCUGCUCACCUUGCCGGGGGCCUGAGGGUGGGCGGAGGGAGGCUGGUGGCCAAGCUCAUCCGCUGCUGAGGCUCAAGGCGGCCCAUGCCAGCCUCUCCAAUGACAGCCUCAACAGCGGCAGCGCCAGCGACGGGCACUGUCCUCGUGAGCACACGCAGCCCUGCCCACUGGCUGCUCUGGUUGAGCACUGUGAGGGACCCCCAUGUAGCCAGGCACGCCCCAGCCGGCUUGACCUCAACCUGCCGGGUGGCCGGGCUGAGCCAGCAGCCCGGCACGCCACGGCCACUGACACCCGAGUGCGCACCAUCAAGCUGUCGCCCACCUACCAGCAUGUGCCACUGCUUGAGGGCAUGGCCAGGGUGGGUGGGGCGCCCCUGGCCUCUGGGGCUCGGAAGCAGGCUUGGCUGCCCACAGAGGGCCAGAGCAAAGUGCCAGAGAAGCUGGUGGCUGAGGCGGCACCACUCUGCUUGUCCCGUUGCAGCUCCCUGUCCUCGCUGUCCUCAGCCGGACACCCUGGCCCCAGCGAGGCGGGGGACCUGGACGACAGUGACUCGUCCCUGGAGGAACUGGAGGAGGCAGGCACCAGCGAUGUGGAACUGGACGGGGCCUGGCACGGGCCAGGGGCUACCUCCCUACCCAUGGCCAUCCCAGCAUCCCCGCAGGGCCGGGGCUUGGGGGUGGGGGAUGCCACGCCAUCUAGCUCCUCGGAGAACUGCGUGCAGGAGACACCCCUGGUGCUGAGCCGCUGUAGCUCUGUGAGCUCGCUGGGCAGCUUUGAGAGCCCGUCCAUCGCCAGCUCCAUCCCCAGUGACCCAUGCAGUGGGCUGGGCAGCGGCACAGUCAGCCCCAGCGAGCUGCCUGACAGCCCCGGGCAGACCAUGCCGCCAAGCCGCAGUAAGACGCCACCACUGGUCCCUGUGCCACCUGGCGAGCGUGACACCACCCAGUUCAGCCUGCAAUGGGAGAGUUACGUGAAGCGCUUCCUGGACAUCGCCGACUGCCGGGAGCGCUGCCGGCUACCUUCCGAGCUGGACGCUGGCAGUGUGCGCUUCACUGUGGAGAAGCCAGACGAGAACUUCUCCUGCGCCUCCAGCCUCAGCGCACUGGCCCUGCAUGAGCACUACGUGCAGAAGGACGUGGAGCUGCGGCUGCUGCCUCCUGCCUGCCCUGAGCUCAGCGGUGGCAGCGGCCACAGCCUGCACUUCGCUGGGCACCGCCGGCGGGAUGAGGCCAGUGGCCGCUGGGAGGGGCCACCUGCUGCUGACCAGGAGCUGGAGCUGCUGCGGGAGUGUCUGGGCGCAGCUGUGCCCGCCCGGCUCCGCAAGGUGGCCUCAGCACGAGUGCCCAGCCGCCACGCACUGCCCGUACCUGUCUACAUGCUGGUGCCCACUCCAGCCCAGGAGGAUGACUCGUGCACUGAUUCGGCCGAGGGCACACCAGUCAACUUCUCCAGUGCGGCCUCGCUCAGUGACGAGACGCUGCAGGGACCUCCUAGGGACCCACCUGGUGGGCAUGCAGAUGGGCAGAAGCCUGCAGGCCGUGUGGCCCCUGCCAGGCAGGCCACUGGGCACAGGCACAGGCAUGAGGGUGUGGGUCAGAGCACAGAGCUGGCCUGGGGGUCAGGCAGGAGCCGGGCAGGGCUGGAGCUGCCCCUCCGCAGGACCCCGAGUGCUGGAGCGGACAGGGACGGUCCCCGCACAGGCCAGAUGCGCCAGAUGCGCGGGGAAGGGGCGCUGCAGUCCCUGUGCCUCACGACGCCCACCGAAGAGGCCGUAUACUGCUUCUGCGGUGACGACUCAGACGAGGAGCCAGCUGGGGCAGCAGUGCUGACACCUUCCCGGCGGGCCUCUGCUAUCCCCCGGGCAGUUAGAAAGGAGUGCCCGACUGGCAGGAAGGAGUCACAGGGCACACCAAACGCCACACCACCUGCCCAGGCCCAGCCCAGCCUCAUCGCUGAUGAGACGCCGCCAUGCUACUCCCUGAGCUCCUCUGCCAGUUCCCUCAGUGAGCCUGAGCCCGUGGUCACCAAGGCCCCAGGCCCCAGAGGCGGGCAUGAUGGCUCACCCAGCCCGCGGGCCCAGGCAGACCUGUUGCGGCGCUGCCUAGGCUCAGCUAUACCCAGGCACCGGCUCCAGGCUUCAGGCCCACGGCGUCGCAAGCCCCGAGCUGCCCGGCCAGGUGAGCGGCCAGCACAGGGGCCCCGGGAGCCUGGUGAGGAGGCAGUGGGGUCAGACCAUGCCUCAGACCUGGACAGCGUCGAGUGGCGUGCCAUCCAGGAAGGCGCAAACUCCAUUGUCACCUGGCUUCACCAGGCGGCAGCGGCGGCAGCCACCUGUGAGGCCUCAUCCGAGUCUGACUCCAUCCUGUCCUUUGUGUCGGGGCUGUCGGUGGGCUCCACCCUGCAGCCCUCCCUGCACAGGAAAGGGCAGCAGCCCCAGUUGGAGGGCCAGGCAGGCAGUGCCACAAAGCUAGAGAAACAGGCGAACCUGGCCCAGCACAGCGGCGGCCCCCGCUUGUCCUGCAGCCCUGGGAAACUGCGUGGUGCUCAGAAGACUGCGUCUGGGGUGCCGGCCGUGCUCCGAGGAAGGACGGUAAUUUACAUGCCAAGCCCAGCCAGGCGGGCCCAGCCCAGAGGUGGUCCCGGCCCCCACACUGCACCCAGGAAGAUGGGACCCCCAAGCCCCGAGCAGCUAGCAGCCCCCAUCAGAGCCCCUGGCCCCGGGCAGCAAAGGUCUCGAAGCCUGCACCGGCCCAGCAAGAUCUCAGAGCUAACUGCCCUGAGUUCCCCCCAGAGGAGUGCCACACCACCUGCUCGCCUCACCAAGACCCCCUCAUCCAGCUCCUCCCAGACCUCCCUCACCUCCCAGACCCUGCCCAGGAGGUCGCCCCUGGCAGCCCAGGCUGCGGGGCCCCUGCCCGGCCCUGGGGCCUCACCGGUGCCCAAGACGCCCACGCGGGCCCUACUGGCCAGGCAGCACAAGACACAGAAGUCACCUGUGCGGAUCCCCUUCAUGCAGAAGCCGGCAGGGAGGGUGCCACCACCCUUGGCCAGGGCAACCCCACAGCCAGGCACCAGGGGCCGGGCAGGGGCCGAGGGGAGCCUGGGUGCCCGGGGGGGCCGCCUGGGCCUGGUACGCACAGCUUCAGCCCGUUCCAGCGGCAGCGAGUCCUCUGAGCGCUCGGGCUUUCGGCGCCAGCUGACCUUCAUCAAGGAGUCGCCUGGCUUGCUGCGCACACGCCGGUCGGAACUGUCCACGGCCCAGGCCACCUCCACCUCCCAGGGCGGCUCACCCUGCAGCAGCCGGUCUGCCCUGCCCACUGUCUUUCUCUGCUCCUCCCGCUGUGAUGAACUGCGUGUGGUACCCCGGCCCUCCCCGUCCCAGCCGUCCCUGUCCCCCCGUCAGACCCCAACGGCCCGGCCGGCCCCCAGCCAGCGGCCACCACGGCGCACUAGUUCCGAGAGCCCAUCCCGCCUGCCCGUUCGCAUGCAGGCUGCCCGGCCUGAGACAGUCAAGCGCUACGCCUCUCUGCCCCACAUCAGUGUGGCCCGCAGGCCUGAAGGUGCCGCCCAAGGGCACGUGGCCGAUGCUGCCCGCCGCAGCAGCGAUGGGGAGGCCCAGCCCCUGCCCAGGGUGGCUGCACCAGGCACCACAUGGCGUCGUAUCCGGGACGAGGAUGUGCCACACAUCCUGCGGAGCACGCUGCCCGCCACCGCCCUGCCGCUAGUGGGCACCUCACCCGAGGAGAGCCAAGGCGGACCCCCACAGCGCCAAACCAGUGAUGCUGUGGUCCAGACAGAGGACUUUGCUGCCACCAAGACCAACUCCAGCACGUCUCCCAGCCUGGAGAGCAGGCCACUCCCCCAGGCCCCAGCCAGCGGCCCAGCAUCCCUCCUUGGCAGCGACGUGGAUGGGCCAGGCCCUGCCAAGUCGCCUGCCCCCACCCCCUUCGUCCAUGAGAGCCUGGGGGUAGCUGUCGGGGGCUUCCCCGCCAGCCGGCACGGCUCCCCCAGCCGUUCUGCCCGAGUCCCACCCUUCAACUACGUGCCCAGCCCCAUGGUGGCAUCCACCGACUCAGCUGUGCAGAAAGCCCCUGCCCCUGCUGACCUUCUGGAAUAGUGUCCUGAACCAGUCUUCCGGGACACUGUCUCUGGUGGAGGGCCACCAGGUUGCCCCAGGGUGGUCUGGGACCUACCUGCCUACCUGGGGCCCUACCCACGGAGCCCCAUCCCAGCCCGAGUGGCCUCACAUCUCACGCUUGCUUCUGUGCCGCAGGGCCUCAGGGAGGAAAGGGGCCUCGGGCUGGACUUCAAGUCCAUGCUUGGCCCACAUAGAGAAACCACCCUCCCAGACCGCAGCCCCGUUGGGCCCGGGGCCUCAGCAGGAGUGGGAGCCAGGGAAGGUAACCACGCCUUCCCGAGGUGGCAGACGGGCUGCGGAGCAUGGCGCCAUCUAGUGCCCGCCAGCUGGGCCCACGGCAGCAUCCACGGCCCGGGGACAAAGCCUGUAAUGAUGGCAGCCGCCGGGCAUUUGUUAAUGAGGACUCUGCAGGUUUGUUUGUAUUCUCAGCCCCAGCAGCGACGUGUGGCUGAGCCCUGCAGAGACGGCAUCCCCUCCUCACCUGACAGUGACAUUCAGGGAGCCUCGGGCUGGUGGACAGAGGGGGUGUUGUCAGAACUGCCUAGAAGGAGCAGAGGAGGGCGAAGGCAGGCUGGCCUGGGUGAUGCGGGUCCAACCAUGUGCCCUCUCCUGGCUGAAGGGGUGCUGGUUGCCAGCAGAGGAGGAAGGGGAAAAGGGGACCAGGGAGGGGGGUGGAGUCAGGACCAGCUGUGGUGGGACAGAUGCUGUGGGAAGGAGGAUGAGAGUCACAGUGGCAUCGAUUCAGUUUGGCGACAACGAAGCCCUGGAUGUACCAGACGGCACAACUGCAGGGACUGGGGUGGAGCUGGCUUCGGGCCUCUGGAGGAGAUACAGGGCCUAGAGCCCUAGGACCACGGCCUAGCCAGCCAAGCUGCUAGUGUUGAUGUCAGAGCAGGUGGAGAGACGGAGGGCAAAGGGAGCCUGGGAGGCCUCACGUCCUCCCCUCACUCCUGCCAGUGUGGGCCUGGGAGGCUGCUGGGGUCCCUGCUCAGGGACCUCGAGGAAGCGCGCCUUCCUGCAGAAAGAGCCAGUGACCUUUUUCCUGCUCUGGGAAGGAGCUGCUAUUACAACUGCCCUGCAGAGAGCUGCUCCAAGGAGCCGGGGAGCAGAUGCUGUUUGGGGAGACUAACGACCCAAUGAGAACUCCAUGACUUUAAGUCUCUUCUCUGAGAGGAGGGGAAGCGGGGUUGAAAGUCAGGUGGAAGUACAGGAGUCCCAUCCCCACCCACGGAAGGAGCUGACCCGGGAGCAGAAGUGUUUCCUACAGCGGGACCACCCUCAACUCCAGGGCCUGUGGGCCAUGCUGACCCUACCACCCACAGACACCGCGGCGGUGCUGCAAACACAUCUGUGUCACAUUGCAUUACAAAUCCCGGAAUGUCCUGUCCUGAAGCAUAGAUGCCACAGGGAGGACAGAAAUGGCUGGGUGCACUGAAUGCUCCUCCUGUGACCAAACUUCCCACGACAAGCCGGCACGCAGCAGAUGGUGGCGAUGACAGGCAGGGCAUUGCACACGCCCACAGCUGACCCCUCGGAACACACAGGGGGGUCUCAGAUGUCUCAGAGACCACGGGUCCCUGCCGUCAUCUGUAGCCUGAAGGGACGGGAUUGAGUGGUCUCAACUUUUUGGAUGCAGGCGCUAUCAGACGUCCACUCUCACGCUCGCCCCCGGCCAGCCUCCCCCCGAGGUGACCUGGCAGAAGAGGAAGCGGCACAGACCCACCCCAGCUCACCCAGCCAUAGGGGAUCUGGGCUGGUGGGACCUGGGGUGGGCACACCCAUGCACUGUGAGAUCCUGGGUGGUGCUCUCAACGCCCUGUGCCUCAGUUUCCCCAUGUAGGCCAUGGGGAGAACUCCCAGAGCUACCUCUCCAGCAAACACAGUGUCUGCCGUGACUGGGGGAUAAGGCCACUCCCUCUGCCAGCCCCUUGUCCGGCCCAGCCUGAGAAGAGGGCAGUUCCCACCUCAGCCAGCGUGCAGGGAGCUCAUGCCCCGUCUACGUCCGGUGGCCACUUUUGCCUUCGCUGUCCUUCUGUGGUGGGAGCAUAGCCACACCUUACAACCUGGCCGGACAGGAUGGUGGGGGCCCUGAGCCCUGAGGCGCAGUGGUUUUCUAGACAACUGGUUUCAGACCAGAGCUGGAGGAGGAAAGUCUUAGGACCCAAAGGAUGUCUCCCAUGAAGGCUUUAUCCCCUUGGGGCUGCUCGGCCACCUGGCCACGCUGAGGAGACCCUAUCUGCCUUGGAGCAUCCCCUACCCGUAACCUCGGGACCCCACCACCAGCUGGGUGCUGAAUUCGGGGCAAUGCACCCACAGUGCAGCAUUACCUCACCCCUUCUGCCCCCGUCUGUCACCUAGCCCAAGCUUGGUUGUCUUGGUCCGUGCCCCUCCAUCCCCCUACGUCUCUGCUACAUCUCUGCCCUGGGUCCCUGCAGUGUUACAGAACACGUGUAAAUACGUACAGCCCUGUCUCCCCUCACUCAACCUAAAGCCAUCGUCUGGCGAAAGGAAGGCGCGGAACCAGGCAUCUUAUGCGCACCUUUAAUAAAUGGAGCUGUUGAAUCACGUUCCAUGCAGUUGUUUCCAAAUGGGUGAGGAUUUGGGGCGGGAGGACUUUGGGGGUUUUCCAGCCAGGUCGCCCGCCCAGGGAGGCAGAGCCAGACUGUAGGAUUUGUGCAGGGAAAGCACUCAGGAUGGGCGAGAGUGCAGGGAAAGGUAGCCGAAGUAUCUCCACCUGAUCCUGGGUGCACUCUGGAGGGUGCACAGAAGAUCAUCUUCGAGACAUAAGCAGGCGGGCCGAAGGUCCCUGGACAGGGAGCCUCACUGUCCACUGCCCUAACUGCCGACAUUUUCUGAAUGCCCAUGCCCCCACGGGUUUCAGGGGUCUGUCAGGCUUUAGCAGGUACUCCUUAAGGGGCAAGAGAAACCCUUCCUGGGAUGCUGGGGUCACCCAUGUCAGGGCCCUGCCUGUGGGUCCCAGCGCUACCCUGAGCUCCUGGGACCCCUGCAAAGGAGUGGCUCAUCACCCAGGUUGCCAGUGGCAGCAGAGAUUUCAGCAGGAACUCAAUGGGGACAC